GUUACCGGUAACACGACCAUCGAUCAAACAAUAGUAAAAGUGAUGCGAUUGACAGAAAAGUUGUUCAGGAGAAUCACAGAUGAAGUGACCAAGAUGAGUUCUGGGACGAAGAUCAUGAAUACAACGUGCCGGAACUGCAAGUAUCCUGGAAGUGAAAUAGAUCGUUGCCACGUGGAUGAUUCUUCUGUUACCUGGAGUGCAGAAUACCCAGAUUACAAGCCAGAAUUGUACGAUUCCGAGAGACUCGCCGGCAAACCAUGGGCUGAUCCUGCUUUGGGGACUGAAGAAUACCGCCAGAUUAAGUUUAACACCAAAGAUGGGAAUGUGGAUCGUACCAGUCAUUUAGGGAAUUACAGAAUUGUCGAUGGAUUGCCUAGGAAUCCGAUUGGGAGGACAGGAAUUGGAGGGAGAGGACUCCUGGGACGCUGGGGACCAAAUCAUGCGGCAGAUCCGAUUGUCACGCGCUGGAAGAGGGACGCCAAUGGCAUUGCUAUGAAGAAUCCCAUCACGAAGCAAAAAUACCUGCAGAUGUGUGCCAUCAAGAGGAAGGAUUGCGGAGAAUGGGCCAUUCCUGGUGGUAUGGUGGAUCCUGGGGAGCAAGUGACGGCAACUCUGAAGCGGGAAUUUGUAGAGGAGGCUCUCAAUAGUGAUACCCGUCCCUUGGAGAUCGAUAUCUUCUUCCAGCUCGGCGGCAAAGAGGUCUACAAGGGCUAUGUGGAUGAUCCAAGGAAUACAGACAAUGCCUGGAUUGAGACUCUAGCCAUGAACUUCCAUGAUGAAAAUGGGGACUUAGUGGGGCGAUUCAAUCUCGAGGCUGGAAGUGAUGCAGCUCGUGUGAUGUGGAAGGAUAUCGACAGGAAUAUCAAGCUCUAUGCCAAUCAUUCGAAGAUGGUUAAGGCAGUUGUUCAGCGACUUCAAGCCCAUUGGUGAAUUAUUUAUUCUUUAUUAUUCAAUUUCUAAAAUCCUCUUAUCAUAGAAAGAUACUUAAGCAUUUAUCGACAUCUCAUUAACAAAUCUUGCAACUUCAUUUCUCUAAAAUUCAUUUAAAUAUUAUUACUAUUUUCUUUCGAAAAAAAAAAUUCUAUCGCGGAGGAUGUGAAAAAUUGGUGGAAUAGGAUAAGGAAUAUUAAUUGAAAUUUUGUUUUUUUGAUAUGAGUGUCUCUUUUUGAUAUCUUGUUGAAUUGUCAUUGGAUGUUGGGAGAUUAAAAUUGUGUAUUUCGUUAAGAUUGAGUAGGAUUAAGGAGAGGAUUUACAAUGUAAAUUAAUACCAAAUAAAUAAUGUGAAAAUGUAAAAUAAAUUGAGAAAAAUACAAUACUUGAACUCUU
This is a messenger RNA of Phlebotomus papatasi, 1326 nucleotides long. Its product is annotated as ADP-ribose pyrophosphatase, mitochondrial. Gene Ontology annotation, molecular function: ADP-ribose diphosphatase activity. Bases 43 to 930 code for a protein of 295 amino acids. The record is from RefSeq and is a predicted model, not a curated record. Lineage: Eukaryota; Metazoa; Arthropoda; Insecta; Diptera; Psychodidae. The transcript has a single exon.